Molecule: messenger RNA, 10550 nt
Organism: Aedes albopictus (Asian tiger mosquito)
Lineage: Eukaryota; Metazoa; Arthropoda; Insecta; Diptera; Culicidae
Exons: 2
Coding region: 8936-9826 (296 amino acids)
Source: RefSeq, a predicted model, not a curated record
UGCUGAUUUCCUCUGGACAACUAUUACUUAUAUCCUUUGACCCAGUGUCCUUUUGCAGCUGCAACAUAGAUCUCCUGGUUAUCAAACUCAUCCAAAAGUCUUGAAAUUAGUCAACCGAAUACAAAUAGUUUGGUUCACUUUCAACAUCGCUUGAGCCAUAUCCAUUAAAUUCAAAGAUAUGUUUUGAAUUAUAGAACAGGGUAGGCAGCCACUUGGGCAGUGGCCGGUAUUUUGAACACUUUUCGCUAUAACUCAGUCAAUUCCAACCCUAUGAACUUGAUAUUUUGUACACCGCAAGGUAUCAUACGUAUCUCACCGCGUUCCAAAAAUGGUGUCAAUUGGUUCAAAAUUGGCUGAGUUAUAGCAGAAAAGUGCCCAGAAUAGGAGCUCUGCCGAGAUGGAUCCACUUCCUUAUUACUAGUCAUGUCCUGGUAACGUUCUAGGAAACAUAAAUUGCUCUGAAGUUCUGAUUGUAAGGCCUAUACCUGUAAGAUGACAUCAAACUAAUGUAAGGAUUUCAGAAAUGAUUUUAUUAGAUCCAUACACGUAAAUCAAGUUAUGAUAGACUAACUCCACAUCACUAGCGAUGUUUUGGGCCAUACAAAUCAUUCUGAAGUUAAGGCCUUUAUAUCUACACACGUAACUAUGCAUCGGGUACAUUUCAAACUCAGUGCAGUGCGUUUUGGUGGUCAUAGAAGAUCAGUUGAAUCUUAUGAUACUCAUAUACAUCUUUGUGACUUUCUGGAAUCGUGAAACCCAAAGAGCCACAGCUGUAAAGACAUUGAUAUUCAAUAUGACCAUGCUGAGGAUAACAGGUUCGAUUCUCGGUCGGGACAGGAACUUUUAAAAAACCAAAUUUCCUAGACUUCCUUGGGCGUAGAGUAUCUUUAUGCCUACCGCACGAUAUUUACAUGCAAACGUCAUAGGAGACAAAUUUCCGGAGCAUCAGGGAUAUCUAAAGUCACCUUUGAUAUUAUGUGAUAAUUCAUUACACUGGAAUCUCUUUUGAGGUAGAAUCCAUUUAGUUAGAAUCCAUCAAGGUAGGCUGAGUGUACCAGUUAUCGCAUAAGUGAUUCCCUAUUUUGCCAUAGUGGUUGUUUGAGGUAAUUUAAAAUUUGGCAUCAUUCCAAGAGUUUUAUGACAAGAUACAUUUAAAUUCUUGCUACGAAAACUUUCAUGAUAGGUCAUAACUUGACAACAUUCAAAACUUUCACUAUGGCCAAGUAGGGUACCACUAUGGCGAAAACUGGUACGCUUACCCUACCUUCACUGCCCAUGAUCGCAUAACCACCAUUGACAAUGCCAGCAUUCACAAGCUAAUAUCUGUCACAUGUGCAUAAUUUAAACCAGUUUAAUUCAAUAGAGCACAAGAUCUAAUCAUUAGCUAGAUGUCAACGCGAAAAAAACUUCAAAGGCAUGUUGAAAUCUACGGCGCUUACGUCAACUAUGCGAAUAUGGGCAGUCCAUUAAGGAAAGGUUACCUAAAUAUUUAGAACUUGAUUGUGUUCAAAAAAGUUGGAGUACUUAAGAGUAGAGAUAAGUUUGAUCUGCGGGACAAGGACUGCGAGUGGAGUUACGGGAAGUUUAUCCAAAACCUUGUGAAACGCCUUGAAAUGUUUCUGAAAGUAUCCGAGAUGAACUAACCCGGGUUAAAAAUCUCGUUAAUUACAAGAUAUUAAAAAAACGUUUCUGAAAUCAUCCCUAAAAUGCCCAUGAAACUGACCCGAGAGCCUGUGCAGCACCCUAAUACCCCUCUCAAGUAUUCCGGAACGCCCUGAAACGCAUUGAAACGCCCUGAGACACUUCUGAAAACUCCCUAAAAUCCUUGUGGAACUGAUCUGAAUGCCCAUGCAGCUUUUUAAAACCCUUCGAAAACCUUUUGAUUCGCCCUGAAUCGCAUUGAAACGCAUUGAAACGUCUUGAAACGCUCCUGAAAUCCUCCUGAACCUCCAUGGAUCCAGACCGUGCCCCUAAAACCCCGAAAUCAGCUGAAACGAUUAGAAACGCAUUGAAAUGUCUUGUAACGCUAUUCAAACCUCCGUGGAACUGAACUGAGAGCCCUUGUAGCCCCCUAAAAUCUCACUGAUAUCUUCUGAAAUGCUCUGAAACGCCUUGAAGCGCAUUGAAAUGCCUUGGAACGCUUCUGAACCCUAAAACUUUCUUGGAACUAAUCUGAGAACUCUUGUGGAUCCCUUAAAUUCCACUGAAACGCUCUGAAACCCCAUGAAAUACUUUUUAAAAUCCUCGAAACCCCAAUGAAAUUGAUAUGAGAACUCUGGUAGCUCCUUUAAACCCCUCUGAAAUUGAAACGCCGUGAAACGCCAUUAAAUGCUAUUAAACGCUGCUAAAACUUCCCCUAAAACCUCCAUGAAACUGACUGAAACGCCUGCAAAACCCACUCUGAAAACCCCGUGAAGCACAUCUGAGAGCCUGUGAAUCCCCUUCAAAGCCCUUUGCAGCUCCCUAUGACACCCCUUUAAAUCUUUUAUAAAAGGAACUUGUUCUCUUUAAAGUUCUUUGCCACUUGGAAUCCAUUUAGGCUAUUAACUGAAUCCAUUUGGUGUUUCCUUGAAAGGACUUGUCGUCCACUGGGUACAUCUUUUUAGCUAGCAUUUUUGAAUUUAAAUAUCAUUCUACUUAUUGUAUUUGACGGUUAUAAUUCUCAGCAAUAAUUUAGUAAAUUAUUUGUUUUAAUCUUUGCUUCCAGGUUGCUGAGUACACUAAAACCUCUUUUUAUGCAUGUUUUUUAUGCACUUUUAAUUUAUGCACCUUUUUUUAUGCCCUGCAUAAAAAGAGGGAAAGCUACUCAGAACCAAUAUUGUGCAUAAGAAUAUUUAAUAAUGACAGGAACUAUUGCAACGGCGACCGGGGGGUGUUUAUAGAUGAAAGCAAAGGAAGGUUACGGGUUCGUUUUUGGGUGUUUCCGAAGGUCUCAUGUGCGUUACAUGGGCUCCGAGUGGGUCUUAGGGGAUUUCGGAGUCAUUUCAGGAGUCUCAGAGCAUAUUAGGCUGGUUUCAGAGCCGUUGCGGAGGCGUUAGGGCUUUUGGUUUAGGAGGAUUCUUUUAGACAUUUCAAAAUGUUUCAGAUCAUUUUCGGCGUGAUUCAGAGGCGAUACGGAAGCGUUACGGAGGAGUUUUCGGGGUGUUUGGAGCUUCUCAGAUGCGUUACAUGGGGUCCGAGGGGGUUUAAGGGGCAUUUUGAAUAAUCAAAGCGUAUACGGCAGCUAUUAGUUUCGUUUUUUUGUUGAACCAAGAAUCUACUUCUACAAAAAAUACAAAAAUAAAUAAAAAAAAAGCUUCUGUUUGAGUCGGAUGAAAUUUGACGGACCCUGCUGAAAAGAUGGAACAGUAUCUCUAUUUUUUCGUCUAUACAGUACUCUUCCUGGUCCUGGAUAUUAUGUACCUGGUAAUAAUUUAGAAAAUAUGUCAUUCAUCCAGGUAGGAUCUUGAUAUUUUAUUGAAAACAUUUUAAAAAUGUCUCUGCAAUUUAUAAUGAUUCAAUCAAAUUCAUAAAAGUAUAGACAUGAACCUCUAGUGAACUACUUUAGCAUUAUGGUUGCUUGCAUUAAAAAAAAUGAUAUAAUCUUAGGUGAAUUCCCUGAAAAGAUUCCUUACCACAUCCCUGGAAGAGUUUUUGAUGGCAUCACAUAAACCGUUAAGGUGGAAAAACAAAUAGACAUCUCAAAUGAAAUGUCUAGAACAAAUCAUGCCAAAACUAAUAGGAAAAAGUGGAGAAAUUUCAAGCCCACAUUUUACAUAAACUGUCCAUUCAGAUUUGUGAAUUCGAUCAACGAUCAAAACGAUCUAAUCUGACUUCUUCUUCUUUAUGGCUCUACGUCCCCACUGGGACUUGACCUGCCUUGCUUCAACUUAGUGUUCUUUUGAGCACUUCCACAGUUAUUAAUUGAAGGGCUUUCCUUGCCUGCCAUUGCAUGAAUUCGUAUAUUGUUAGGCAAGUACAAUGAAUGAUACACUAUGCGCCCAGGUAGUCGAGAAAAUUUUCCCGACCGACGACCCGGCGGGAAUCGAACCUGCCGUCUCCGGAUUGGCGAUCCAAAGCCUUAACCACUAGGCUAACUGGAGACAUGACUUAUACAGGGGAUAGACAAAAUGAUCGGGACACACAACAUUUUCACUUUUCAAAAAAUAAAUGGACUGUAACUUUUUGAAAAGUGCAUCAAAUGUUCUCAAAUUUUCACUGUAAGUUGAUCAACUAGUUGUAUAUCAAUGGACAAAAUUUGGAAAAGAUCGGGCUAUUCUGCACGAAGUUAUAAGCAUUUUAGAAAAAGGUAGAAUUAUUCGAUAGCCAACUCAAAGCUGUUAUAUCUCCGAAUUCAAUGAACCGAAUGACACGAAAUUUUGACCAUUUAUGACUUACAUAAUGAGCUCUGAAAAACGUUUGACUCAACUUGAAAUUAUUAACAAGACAAAAAGUAAUAGUGAUUUCAUUAAUUUUAUGUUUUUUAGUAAAUUUGUCUAUUGUUAAUAGGUAUUCCAUUACUUUUUCAAUGAAUUGCCGCCUAUAUUGUUACUUUCUUUCAAAACAUAUCUGUAUUCAAGACAAUCAGAGGGAAUUUAAAUGAACUAUAAUUUGCAUCUUAAAUUUUGAAACGAUGUUGAAAUUUAAGGAAAUUUGGUGUUUUAUUAGAAAAAUAAUCCAAUUGUUAUAAUUUUCUCCCGUGUUAAGAAUUUUAAGUUGACUCAAAAGUUUUUCAAAGCUCAUUAUAUGAGUCAUAAAUGGUCAAAAUUUCAUUGCAUUCGGUUUAUUGAAUCCGGAGAUAUAACAGCUCAAAGUAGGCUAACGGAUAAUUAUACCUUUUAAGAAUCUUUAUAACUUCGUGCAAAAUAGUCCGAUCUUUUCCAAAUUUUGUCCACUGAUACACAAAUAGUAGAUCAACUUACAGUGAAAGAAUAUUUGAGAAUAUUUGAUGCAUUUUUCGAAAAGUUACAGGUACUUGAAAUUUUUUUGAGAAGGGAAAAUUUUGCCUGUCCCGAUCAUUUUGUCUAUCCCCUGUACAUGUGUUUGAUCUGAGCUGGUACCAAUUGCACUGAGAUCCAAAUAAAGCAGCUCAUAUGUUUUUGAUAAAUAACGGCGCCAGCCAUGUCCUUACAGUCAGUUGAGAAGGAAAAGGAAUGUUAGAAGUGUGAUGGUUGUUGCUACUAGAGAUCGAGAGUUCUCUGCGUCCCCACAACCCGCACGGACUGGGGUAUUUGUUAGAUGGAAAGAAUGGGAGAUCUGGGAGUCAUCGUUGGGUCAGUGAUGCGAUUCAUGAAUAGGAGAUAUUUAUAGUGUUCGUAAGGUGAUAGAAUGUGUGGUAAAUACUAUGAAAGUCAAGCGGCACAGUUCGCUUUUGGUUGCAUAACUUGUAAGCGUUAUAUGACAGAUUGAAACUGUGCUGUGGAAGUUGGAAGGAAUGGAAACGACUUUUUCAAUUAGUUUCUGGUUCAAGCGUUGGCUAUGAACAUUAUGAACACAGGGUUGUAUGUAGAGAAGUAGAUAGAACGAUACAGAAUAGGAGGAAAUGGGGAAAGGGACGGACCAGGGGUUGAGCCCAAGAUCUUCUGCAUACAAAUCAGAAACGGUAGACCACCAAGCCCGUCUCUUUUCCAUUCAGAUUUGUGAAUUCUUAGUAAAAAAAAACCUGCUGAUGUUUUUGACGGAAUUAUUCGAAGAUAAACUAUUUCGACAACUUCAAUCAUAUUCUGAGUUUUUCAAGGAAGAAAAGAAAACUCGUUUGCUGCUAAUUCCGCGUCAUACAUUCUUCACUUUUGACUCACCUUGCUUUCCACGUCGAACAGUGGACUCCGGGCAAAAAAUCUCCGAAACCAGCCGUGUUUACGCCAAUUUAAACUUUUCACGUUGAACAGCUCACUCCCGACAACCAGUAAUCUGAAGAAUUUCCUCAAGCAGCCUAGGAAAAAAAUAAUGGAUAUCGUGGUGGAGAGAUUCAUGGUAUAAUUUCCAGAAAAAUAUCCGAUUGAAUUUUGCCAAUGGAGUGUGAUGGUUAAAGUACGUGACUAUCACGCCGAGAACCUGGGAUCGAAUCCCACUCCCAACAAACUCACAAGAUGUGAGAUCUUUCGUUGGACGGGAAGUAUAACGUGGGUUCCUAGAUGAGCUGGAUGGCGUUAAGCCAGAAUGGACUAGGCGAUUUGGACGGGUAAAAAUAAGCAAGGAAACUCGACAACACUUAAUUUUUCGAAGUUAUUUUGAUGCAGAUGUGCCCUUACAUAAAAUAUUUAUACUAUUUUGGAAUGAGCGUGCUAUAUUUCAUAUCUCAAGUGCUUACAGUGAUUUUUUUUUCUAAAAUCAUUGAAAACACACAGUCUGAAUUAACGCCGACAAACAGCUCCACUGGAUAACUGACACUGAGGAAGAUUACAAGUGGUAGUCGAAAUACGCGUAUCUGUCAAAGGAUAAGUAAAAUAGGGCGGAUUUAGAAGUUACGAAACUGAUUACACUCAUUCGAACAACUGUAUAUUCAUAUGUUUAUAGCAAUCGCUAGAACUAGAAACGAAUUGAAAAAGCCGUUUCCCUUCCUUUCAACUUCCUUGUAUAUAACGCCUACAAGUUAUGCAACCAAAGCAAACUGUGCCGCUUGACCUUCACAGUAUUUCACCACACUAACACCUUACGAACACUAUAAAUAUCCUCUAUCCAUGGAUCGCAUCACCGACCCAACGGUGACUCCCAGAUCUCUCAUCCUUUCCAUGUAACAAAUGUCUGUGCGGGUGUGGGGACGCAGAGGUACUCUCGGUCUUUAGUAGCAACAACCAGAACAAUCUAACAUUCCUUUCCUUUCCCAGCUGACUAUAAGGACUUGGCCGGUGCCGUUAUUGAUCAAACAUGUAUGACCUGCUUGAAUUGCACUUUAAGAAUAAGUGGAGUGUCCCAGUCCUUAUUCAUUUGGAUCUCAGUGCAAUUGGUACCAGCACAAAUCAAUCACGGAGGAGCAACCAUUGACAUGAAUAGUCAGAUUUGAUCGAUGAUUGAUCGAUUUGUGGAAAAACCGCGUUCUGGUGGGAUUCGAAAAAGGAGUGUUCACGGUGUAGCUUCGGAGUCAGUUUGGCUUUCUAUUUCGCAGAAUCAUUACCUGUUCUGUGGCUUAGUUGGUUAAUGCGCCGGUCUAGCAAAUACGGAGUCAAGGGUUCGAAUCCCACCAAAACGAGAUUUUUUUCACAAAUUUCAUCUCUUAAUUUGUGAAUUAGCAACAUUUCGUGUGGAGCCGAUCUGGUAUGAUAAUUCAAGAACGUGACUAUCACGCCGAGGACCUGGUAUCGAAUCCCACUCUCGACAAACUCGCAAAAUGUGAGUUCUUCCUUCGGAAGGGAAGUAAAGCGUGGGCCCCGAGAUGAACUAGCCUAGGGCUAAAAAUCUCGUUAAUACAGAUAAAAAAACAUUUCGUGCCUUCUAAUUACAAGUUUUUUCAACUUGAAAUGGACUAUGAAAACAAACAUCAGCAUGAAACGACAAAAAUUAGAAAGAGAUUUAUAAGAUUUUUGAAGUUAUCAACAAACAGUUUAUGAGUACAUAUAGACAUUUCCCAUCUCUGCUUGGGUGUUCUAUUUGCAAUUAUCAUUUCUAGCGUCUUUUGGCUGUACUUAACCUUGUCUUUCAAGUAAUGCAAAAAGAAACAAUAAAAGUAUGCUUAAAAGAGCAACAAACGGUUUACAUAAUCGCUCUAUCCAAGAAGAUCUUUAAACAAUCGAAAUCACUUUACAAGGAUACCUACAUUCCGACCAACAACACUUUUCAACAUGAGCUAAAACGUGUCGGAGCAAGUGCCGCAAUCAUGCCGCGCCGAUUGCAAAUCAUGCUCUUUCGUGAUUCCAAUCUGCCAAUAAAGGCCACAAAUAAAUUCCGUACUAGAGUCCGUUGUUCGGUUGGGAAUCCCCACCACGAGAGGGACGGUAUUUGAACCCAUCAUUUCCAAACAUUUAACCGCUUGAACCAUGCAAAAACGAAGACUGCGCAGAUCGUGAGGUCAAUGCUGCGGCUUUUUGUUUUCGGCGAUGCUUUUAAUUAAUUUCGCCAGGUUAUAACCAUCAUUGUUCGUCCGCCACUAAAUCCUGACUCACCGAAGCUAACAAUCGUCGAACCCGGAUUGCACCAGACGACGACCAGCCAAGUCAACAUUGCGCAUGGACCAGCUGCUGCCAAAUUCGCACGCUAAUUUUAUUCGCGCGAUGCGCGUGCUCGCGUCAAAUGGAUGCGCCGCCGCCGCGCCUCACAGCAUCAGCAGCGCAGUGCUUGAAUUCGCGCGUGAACAACGAGCUGCCGAUGAUCGUGAGAUGCUUUGCGCUGCCGCCGUCUGGUUGCACUUUGCGUGCUAAUCAAAUUAAUAUCGAUACGCGAAGUUGUUGUCGGUGAUGGUGGGUCGGGACGGGAGAAGGAAGAUGAACGCUGGGCGCCCCAUAAUGGCGCAGGAACGAUGCGAACAAGGCCAAUUAAGCUGCCGAGUGCCGGUUGGUUGGUAAAUCGUGUUUUGAUGCUCAUUUGAGACGCUUGUUUGUAAUGGAUUUUACCGCUGAUGCUAUGGCUGCGCUUGUAAAUUUUGGUAAUCUUUAAUUGGCGGACAGGUAUUUCAGUACCCGUUUCAUUAUGCAAAUGAGAAACGAUUAUGUUUUCUCACUUAGCAUACGCGAUUUUUUAUUCAAGAUGACAUGCAUUCAACUUACCUGUUUGUUCAGGAGAACCUGUAAAGAGUGAAGAAAUUUUUGAAAAUGUGGCACGGCUUAAGGGUUUAAAAGCAUUUAGGGGUGUUCAAUGGACAUACGUAGUACCUUUUCUCAACACAGUCUCUCUUAUCGUUACACCUGAAGAUCUCCACAGCAGACGGAAACGCAGAUUAAACACGUUCUGGUUGACGGACGGCACUUCUCCGACAUUAUCGACGUCAGGACCUAUCGUGACGCUAACUCCGACUCCGACCACUAUGGUGAUGGUCAAACUGCGCCCAAAACUUCCCAUCAUCAAUAAUGUACGGUACCGGCGACCGCCACGAUACUACUUUGAGCGACUAAAGCAACUGGAUGUCGCCUCAGCAUGCGCGCAGAAUCUCGAGGCAGCGUUGCCAGACGAGGGCGAGCUCGAUGUGUCCCCUCUUGAGCGCUGCUGGAGAACAGUAAAAGCAGCCAUCAACGACCCAGCCGAGAGCACCACCGGGUGCGUGGAACGGAAUCGACGGAACGAAUGGUUUGACAAGGAGUGCAGAGAGAAUUUGGAGGAGAAGAACGCAGCACGGACGGUAAUACUGCAGCAAGGAACCCGGCAAAACGUGGAACGUUGCAAACAAAAAUGGACACAGCAGACCCGCCUUUCUCGGGCGAAAAAGCACCGCCCGGAAAAAGCGGAGUGCGAAGAAAUGGAACUGCUGUGCCGUUCCCAAGAAACACGGAAGUUCUAUCAGAAGCUCAACGCAUCCCGCAACGGCUUCGUGCCGCGAGCCGAAAUAUGCAGGGAUAAAGACGGAAGCCUCUUGACGGACGGACGUGAGGUGAUCGAAAGGUGGAAGCAGCACUUCGAUCAGCACCUGCACGGCGUGGAGAACGUAGGCACGGGAUCCCACGGCAACGGAGGGAACGACUAUGCUAGUGCAGCAGAGGACGGAAAUGACCCAACUCUCACUCUUAGGGAAGUUAAGGAUGCUAUUCACCAGCUCAAAACCAACAAAGCAGCUGGUAAGGAUGGUAUCGCAGCUGAACUCAUCAAGAUGGGACCAGAAAAGUUGGCCGCCUGUCUGCAUCAGCUGAUAGUCAGGAUCUGGGACACCAAACAGCUACCGGAGGAUUGGAAGGAAGGGGUGAUCUGCCCCAUUCACAAGUAAGGUGACCAUUUGCGGAAGUCCCCACGCACCAAAUGCACCGUGUACAAAACGCUCAUAAAACCAGUGCAGUGGUCCUCUAGGGCACGAGACAUGAACCAUGCUCGUGGAGGACCUGUAAGCACUCGGAGCUUUCGAGCAACGCGUGCUAAGGACGAUCUUCGGCGGUGCACGAAGUUAUAAAGAUUCUAGAAAAAGGUAUUAUUAUCUGAUAGCCAACUGUUAUAUCUCCGGAUUCAAUGAACCGAAUGCAAUGAAAUUUCAACCAUUUUAUAACUUAUAUAAUAAACUAAGAAAAACUUUUGACUUAACUUAAAAUUCUAAAGUUGGCAAAAAUUGAAAAGUUAUGGGAUCCAUAUUAAAAAUAGACCAAUUUACCAAAAAAUCAUAAAAUAAAUUAAAUCGCUAUAACUUUUUCUCUUGUUAAUAAUUUCAAGUUGAGUCAAAAGUUUUUGGAGCUCAUUAUAUAAGUCAUAAAUGGACAAAAUUUCAUUGCAUUCGGUUCAUUGAAUCCGGAGAUAUAACAGCUCAAAGUUGGUUAUCGGAUAAUUAUACUUUUUUAUAAAAUCUUUAUAACUUCGUGCAGAAAAGCCCGAUAUUGUGCAAAUUUUGACCACCGAUAAACAACUAGUUGAUCAACUUACAGUGAAAAUUUGAGAAUGUUUUUUGAACCUUUCGAAAAAUAACAGCUCUUUGAAAUUUUUUGAGAAGUGAAAACUUUGCCUGU